Meleagris gallopavo (turkey) is the source of this 9006-nucleotide messenger RNA. Lineage: Eukaryota; Metazoa; Chordata; Aves; Galliformes; Phasianidae. The record is from RefSeq and is a predicted model, not a curated record.
AUCAACAGGACUGUGCCUCUCAGGUGUCUAGAAGAAAAGUAUGGCGUAACUCCAGACCGACAAAAAGAGCAAAGUAUCCCUGAAGGAAAAACACAAACUGUAAAAAGACUGAGUCUUGGUAUACCCAGCAUGCAGUCCCAGGAGCAGAGCAUACCUAGAGGAAAUCUUUUGAGAAACAAAGAAAAAAGUGGUAGCCAGCCAGCUAGUUUGGAUCACGUUCUGGAUAAGAGAUUCCCUCUUAAGACUCACCAGUCGGAGAGCUAUCUGCUGAUAGGUUCAAGACAUUCCUCUCGAUUACCUGAAGCAGAUGCUGACUCCUGCCCGAGCUCUGCUGCAUUUAGAACAGGCAGUGAACCUUCUUUAAGCCCCACGGUUGUUCAGAAAGUAACCUAUGAUUCACAAGUAGGAGAAGCUCUUAGAGGAUCAGACAGCCAGCUCUAUCCAAAGCCUCCACCUAAACCCAGCAAAGCAACCCUGCUGAAGGCCCCAGAUUCUCCUACAGCUUCCCUUAGCUCAGAAGGACACUAUUGUGAGCUAAGCCUUGCCAGAGAUUCUGCAGCAACAAAACAACAUUUAUGCCAGAAAAACAGCUAUGUGGAGCAUCUGACACAAAAGGAAAGGGGAACACAAUCCUUCAGGAAUUCUGAAACAAGUUAUUUGAUCCUGGAUGAUGGCCAUACAGCGAACUCUGCAGGUCCUUUAGAUGUUUCAACUGAGACGGCUGAAGAAAACAAUGUAUUUUCUGCACCUCUUUUUGAGACAUUGUCUAGUUUUAAACCAAAUGAUUUUGAAUCCAAACUACUUCCUUCUGAAAACAAGCCUUUGGAAACAUCAAUGCUAAGAAAAAUUAAGGAGAUUUUCACCAAGAAUAACCCAAAGGUUAUUGCACAGCAUAUUCUUAGAAUGGACUGCAAGGUGGCAAGGAUACUAGAAGUUUCUGAAGAGAUGAGGAGGAUUAUGGGAGUGAACUCUGGUCUUGAACUGAUUACUUUGCCUUAUGGACAUCAAUUGCGCCUGGACCUAAUUGAAAGGCACAAUACCAUGGCAAUAGGAAUAGCUGUGGAUAUCUUAGGUUGCACAGGAAACCUGGAAGACAGAGCUGCAACAUUAAACAAGAUCAUCCAAGUUGCAGUGGAGCUGAAGGACUCACUGGGGGAUUUGUAUGCAUUUUCUGCCAUUAUGAAAGCACUGGAAAUGCCACAGGUCACCAGGUUAGAACAAACGUGGACCUCUUUAAGACAUCAUUACACCCAGACUGCCAUCAUGUAUGAAAAACAGCUGAAGCCAUUCAGCAAAGCUUUGCAUGAAGGACAAGAGAUGGUCAGUGUUCCACAGAACCUAACGUUGCCACUGCUGAUGCCUCUAGUUACCUUGAUGGAGCGACAAGCUGUCAUUUUUGAAGGAAUGGAUCUGUGGGAAAGCAGUGACCAAAGCUGUGAAAUAAUGUUCAAGCACUUGACCACAGCUCGUCAGAUAGCACAGAAUGCAGAAAUGUACAGCUUGACUGCACAACGGAUGCUAGAAGGUUUCCAGCCAGAUGAAGAGAUGAGUGAAAUCUUCAAGACAGAAUUUCAAAUGAGAUUGCUCUGGGGCAGCAAAGGAGCACAAGUUAAUCAGAAUGAAAGAUAUGAGAAGUUCAGCCAGAUUUUAACUGCACUUUCCCGAAAACUGGAACCUCCUCCAGUGAAGCAGACAGCAUGUGAAGCACUUUAAUUUUUGCUGGAGGCUGGGCAGCUAUGCUGCCAGGAAAUGAAUGAUGAAAUGGCAAGAACAAACAACCUAGGUAAUUAAAAUACUUUCGUAUAUGAGUAAAGGUGGGUGUACGUAUAUAUUAAAACUAACUUCACAUUCUGAGGUGAAUCACAAUAAGCAAUACUUACAUUUUUUUUCUUGAAGAGUUACUUCAGAUUUCAUAGAUAAUCAGAGUGCAUAAUGUUAAUGUUAAGAAGGCUUCAUCAGCAAAUAUUAUAUUGCCAUGUACAGACUUGAUGUAUAAGCAUUCUCAGAAAUUGUAUAAAUAUUUAGGCAAAAACUGUAGUUACAGAGUUGCAUUUGUUCACUGUGAGUAAGCCUGUUUCUGGAGUAAGAUGUUACAGAGUUUGAAAGUACUAGAAUAGGGUAAAUAGGUAAAUGAGCAAACCAACCAGUACCAGAAUGGUGGCAAUCCACUUCCCCUUUAGCUACAGUCACUGCAGAGGUACUACAACCAUACCAUGAGGUAACAGAGCUCCUGUUUAAGUUGUCACACUGCCAAGUCUCCCUAUCAAUGUUAAGAAAAAGGUUGAAGCUAUUUUUUUAAACCAUGAAAAGAUUUUUUUAUUCCAUGAAAAUAUUCUCAACAGAGAACACUAUCUUUAAACAAAGCAUUUAACAUUUAGGAAAUCAACAUGUGCACAAAAAGAAGGUUAAAAAUUACUGGAAAAGGCAAGUCUUUUAGACACCUCACAUUCAGAAUUUUAGAAUAAGUGAUUUAUAACUAGCUAUGCAAGGACAGAUGUAUUUUUUCCUAUGUUUAAUAACCCUCCCACAAGUUGCACUAUCCGUAGUGAAAGCAACCUGCCUUCAAUGGAAGCAAAUCCUGGUUUUAAAAGAACAGUAGUGUAAAUAGAACAUUUUGUCCUUUCUCAGGAAGUGUUAUUACUGACCUGUAUGGCUGUUAGCCAGGCAAACCACAGGCGCUUUAGCAGAAAAUACACAGAUCACAUUUCUUCCUUUCCUCUAGUUUUAAAAUGAAAAAAAGUACUAUUAAAAAAAAAAACUAUGUAAAUAGUUUUGUCAGUAUUGAGUAUUGUCACAUUAUAAUAUAAAUAACCCUGUAUACAAGCUCAAAAAAUCUAAACUUUAGCAUUUAAUAGCCCCCAUAAUAUACUAGGUCAAGCUGUGUAAUAAUGGUAUAAAAUGAAUAAACCUCUACACAAGUCACUCAAAUUCAGUUUUACUGGUAGUACAGUUCCUAAUAACACUGAAAUUAAAAAGAAUCCAGCACUUCUGCAUCCAAAUAUUGCUUCAGACCCCACAAAAACAGGAUGUUUUGAUUAUUGUUUCCCAAACAGCAGUUGGCUGGGUUGACAAGCUUUGUUUGAUGCAAAUAUCCCCCCCCGCCCAAAAUCUCUAAUCUAAUUAUUAUCACCCUAGUAGAUCAGAUAUGAUGUAUUUAUUAAUAGAACCACAAAUGGGAGGCAAGACAACAUAAGCAACAGGGGCACUGCAGACAACUAUAUUUACACGUAUAAACAUAUCCAAAUUUCAAUUGUUUACAAGUAAAAGUGCACAUAGAUCAUUACAAGUAUCACUCAAAUUUCAACUGGUCCAUACAAUGAAGCAUCACCUAGAAACAGACUAGCACUGCAGUAAUUUAAUUAAAAUUGGAACUUCAUAGUCAAAAAACUAAAAGAGUUUCCAUAAAAAUAGUUUUAAAAAUAUUAAAAUCAAAUUAAGAGAUACACAUCCCAAUGUAUAAAAUUCAUGAUGCACCAUGUAUCCUGUAAAGUAGAGCUCUACAAAACACCUACCAUGUCUACCUCAGCAGCUGCAGCACUGUGGAAAGAGCUGAGACACAAAGCCCUUUGUGAGAUACUGUAAGUGGUAGUGUUGGCAACAACAGAUUUAGGCACUAUAGUUUAAGGCAGCAGUAGAAUGGCAAGUGGUUGACUUCUGAAAACAGUCAUUAGCUCGCAGUGGUGAAUCUCUCUGGUGGUGUUCCAGGUUUUCAGUGCUGACAGUAGGUUACUGAAGUGCUGAAGAUGGACCACAGAUCUAGCAGUUUCUCUUGACUGCACUGUAGGUUAGAGCUGGGAUGUAUCUUUUCCCCGAAUCAACAUAACAUAAAUACAUUACGGUCUCUUACCGGUUAUGCUAAAAACUGGAAUGUAAUGAUGGUUGUAGUGGAAAAGUUAUAGCAGCAUACAUGGAUACUGGAUGAAACUCUAGUACUGAAGGUAUUUAAAGAGAAUGAUUUGUUACAAAAUAAGAGAAGCAAUGAUGUCAAACAAGCGUUAUGCAGAUAUGCCUGACUGUCCUAGGCAUGCAAGAGGAGGUUAAGGGCGAGCAUGGAGGUGGUGCAGGCAGACUGGUAGCUAACAUGGUUCUAAAUGACUGCCAUUUAAAAUGAGUAGGAAAGAGUAUAACCAAACCAACCAGAAUGUAGCACGAGCUAAAAUAUAGUUUGGGCCUCUCUGACCACCUAUGACAAUGAAAAUAAUGCAAUUUUAGGAAGAGAUGCCUUUUUACUCUGAUAAUGGAAUCCUAUUUUCCUGCACAAAUUUAAGAAUUUGUAAUACAUCCUUAGUUACGUAUGGAAAUGCUAAGAAUGUUAGUGACUAAAUGUAUGUCUGCAUGCAUACAUGCAACUAGCUUUACCCCUUGUUCAAUGGGCAUCCCAGUCUAACACCUCCCUCCCACCCCCCGCCCCAAGCAGCUGCAUGUAACCUCCUUCAAGAUCUCGCCCAUUUUCUCAGAAACCCGCUUCAGGAACCUGCAGUCCAAGAGGAAAAAGAAAAGAACAAAGUUACUGAAGGCCUUUAGAAGACAGGGAAGCGUGCUCAGUUCUAACAGGCCAUUCUCAGUGGCUAUACACUAGCCUUGUAUUACUCUCAUAAAUUCACAUUAGAAAUACCAGCAAUAGUUUCUAGAUGAAAUCAAGUAGUGCAAUGCAGUUUCCAAGCCUCAGUGAUUUAACAAUGAGGGGAACAGAAUUAGUUUAAAAAAAACCUUGACUUCAAACUAAACAUGAUAUAAUUCAAAGACAACUUACAGGCACAGAUUAAGAAUCUAAAAUCAUUCCCUCUUCAGGAGCAAAUGGAGGUUAAAGUUGAGUAAAAUACCAAGAAUUAAUUAAAUGUGGCUUUUGGUGGUGUUGGAUUUUUUUUUUGGUUCAAGGUGUCUAUAGUUAAAACAAUGCAGUUGUGUCCCAUACACAACGUUCUACAUGAGAACUACAGCAAGGGAAGGAGAGGCAGGUCAGUGGACCUUCUGUCCUUUUUAAUCACACUGUUUCUUCCUGAGUAAUUUUGUUGAGCUUUUUGAUUCAGAAAAGAUCUUCCUGUUUAAAAAAUGAAAGAUGCCAAGUAUUUGCUAAGGAAGGAAAUUAAUAAUUUUCAGUUAACUGAAUUCAGUUAGAAGAGGAUAAAACACUUGUUUUAAGCAUAUAGUUUUAAGUCAGGGAAGUGAACAGUAUAUCUUAGAGGUCGUCAAAACUUAAGUAAUUUUUCAGUUCUCUGUAAAGACAAAGUAUUAUACAGAACAAGCAGGAAUCGGGGUCUUUCUCCAUUUUAUAGCUGAAUUGGAUUUAGUGCUUUGUAGUGCAGGAACAUUUUAUCAGUGAAACAAAGCAGAAAGCAUUAGCCAGAAUUAUGGACCAAUUUAAUGCUGUUAUCUCUACAAAAGCUACAGCAAACUCACAUUGCAAACAAUAGACCAUUCCUGACCUCUGUUAUUCUCAUGCUUUCCAUGAACCUGCCUUACUAUUUUUCCACUAUUUUCCCUGGAAAACGUACAUUUGAAAGUUGCCAAUGUACUGUUAGAUAUAGGUUACUGCACCUUUGCUGUUUUUCUCUAGCGUUACAUCUAUAUAAGAUGUUGGUACAUAGCCUUCCUCUCCAUUUUGUCUUCGAGCUCUUGUCCACCCAUCUCCUUUGUCCUCCUCAAUAAUGUACAAAAUUUCCCCUUCUUUCAUUGCCAGAGUGCCUUCAUUAUGACCUGGGAAAACAGAAGGCAAAGACGACAGAAUUUCAAGUUUUUUUCUCAGAAUGUAGCUUCCAGAUUACAUGUAAACAGAAAGUAUUAAAAAUCUGUGAAGCAAACAUAUGGUCAAACAGGCUGAGACAGACAAAAACCCAGUCCAAUCUCUGUAGUUGAAUAUUUGCCAAAGCAAAUUUGUGCUAACUUUUCUGAAGAAACAGUAGAGAAGUAGUGCUUAUGAAUUAAACUUAUUUCCACUGCUCUUAUGAGCAACUAGUUGCUCAUAAAAAUUUACAUUAUUUUACCUGAAUUCUCUGCAGCAAAACAUCCAUACCCUACAGUCAAAUUAUUUUUCAGUCAAGCAACCAUAGUAUAUGUUGUUAACCUUACCAUCAAAAGGAUAUAUUGCCUUGCAAUGCCCUAUAGCUGGUAAUGGAUCAUCAUCUUCAAACUCAUCAUCAAACUCAUUUGGAUGCGCAUGCUGCUGUGGUGGGCCUCGGACUUCCUGAUUUGCAUCAUCUGUGUAACUCCCUUCAGGGCUAUAAUGCAAGGAUCAUAGCAUGAGGAUUCUUCAGAGUGCUCAGCUCUGGAACUCUGAACAUAUAUACAUCAUAGGAAAGUACAAGACCGUGGAUAUUUCUUUGGGAAGGCAUGUUAACAGUUCUGGAAGCGAUCUUCUGAAAGUGUUUUGAUCUAACAACAAAGGCUUGGAGCAAAUUCUCUUACAAAACCAAAGAAAUCUAUCAUACCCGUCUUUGCAAAACAUGGAAAACAGGUCAGUGUAAUGUAAUGGAAGAAGACGGCAUUAAAAAGGUACUAUGAGCAGGUGUUACAAUUCAACUCUCAAUUUUCUACAUUACCAUAAUGAUCUAAGUGACCCCUAGAAUCUAGAACUAGUAAGAUUAUCCUUUGGAAGGACAUAAACUUUCAGAGGAUAAGGAGCAACCUAUUACCUUCUAUUAACUAUCAGAGAGAUAUACUGAUUCUAGCAUAGAUAUAAAAGCAGUAGAGAUAGAAUAGUGACCUCUCUCUGCCCUGUGUUACAAGGUGGUUGAUAUCACUGCUGUGUCGCCUGUCAGUUCUGGCCGCUACUUUUCCUUCAACUUCAGAGAGCCAGGCCUUGAAGAAAAGAAGACAAAUAUUGGUAUCAAGACGAAAGCUGAUUCUAAACUAGCAACUACAAUUUUAAAAAUGCACUCAAGUACAUAUUGUUUAGUUGUUGGUGUACAGCCAGAGUGACUGUGUUCACCUAUGAAGUCUUGAAAUUAAUUUAUAUGAAGCAUGAACAUAACCCCCUCUGCUUAGCCUAUACUCUGUACUAGUGUUAAGUAAUAGAGAAAAAAAAAUCUGUAACCACCUACAACUUGCAGAUUCAAUUCAUUCAUAAAUUCUUCUCAACAUCUUGCAUCUACAAUGAAGUACACUGUCAUUCCAGCUAGACUAACAUUUCUGAAAAUAGAGCACCCCACAGAAAAUUGUAUUGGGAGAAUUUGGUUUAAUCAAGUAGUUUCAUAGCUGAUAUGUAACCCAUAAGGCAAAGUACAAUAUUACCAUUCAUGUACAUUUUCUAAGAAAUUAUUUUAGAUUCUAACCUCAUUCUUGUGUAUUUCCAUCCGCAGACGGUCCAUGUUGCUCAUUGUCUCAGCUAAUUUUGGCUGUAAACUGCUUGGAUCACCCAUCUGGGGAUUUUUUUCAUAAACAUCUCUCAUCUUGAUGAGGGCAUCUCUAACAACAUAGAAAAUCCCACAAUAAUUAUAAAAAUUAUAUAUACCUCUACUGGUUCCUUAAAGCAAAAAUAAUGUUUACGUUUGAAAUCUUAGCCCAUGAUUAGAGUUCACAGGUACUAAACAAAGAUACUAUACUGAAGCAGGAGAAUGCAAUGGUAGCAGAAUCUACAUAUGGCAAAUCUUUGAUAAAAAAUGCUUUUAAUAGCUUAGAAUAACUUAUUCUCUCCUAAUUUUUGAAGUUUUUGGCUAAAGCAUAGGACUUAAACUAUGAUGCACUCACUUUUGGUCAGUUUCCUUCUGUAAUUCUCUGUUGAGUUCAUCAAUUCUCUGCUGAAGUUUCUUGCGUCUCUGUUCUGGAGGAAGGUGGCUGAAGUCUUCCAGUGCAGGGCCCUGAAAAAAUAAAUACUAUUAUGCAAGUAACACACACAUCUAGACAGCUGAACUGACAUACCCACACAUGAACGGUGUUCACUGGAAGCAAGAUGGACCCUCUUAGAACUCUACUUGACACACAGCUCUUUAAAAGACCACAACAGAAUGCGUGUUUUUGGUGCUAUCCUGUAGUCACUCAUUCAAGGUUCUUUCUACCUUCUGUAACAGCUGGCUCGGUGUUGCAAUUAAUAAUUUGUAGAUUAAGCACUAAUUAGUCUAAGAAGCUGAGCCAUGAAACUCCCUAUUUUAGCCACUGCCCCAAUGCAGAUGUAGCAAAACCAACAUUACUUACUGAACAUUUAUUUCAGUCAGAAGAAAAAUCUAACAUGUAUAUAGCACAUAUAUAAUUGAAUCUUUCCACGGACUGUGCUUUCAAUGGCUACUUGGAUGCUGUCAAAAAAAGAACACUGUCGUUUGGACCUUUGUUCCAAAAUACUAAUAAUAUAGUUCUCUUUCAGAAGUUCAUCAAUCUUGCUAGAAAACAUAUUAAAAGAAUCUCAAUUAGACUUACAAAGUUCUGACAGUAAAACCAGUUCACAGAGCAUAGAAUUUAUACAAUCAAACAAAACUUGCUUAUAUAUUCCAAGUAACCUUCUUAAUUAUAAAAAAGAAUAUUUCAAGGGAGGGAAAAAAAAACCUGCUAAUUCUCAUUUUUUAUUUUUAUUUUUUUAAACUUAAGGUCAAAUAUUAUUAUGAGCCCAAAUUUGCAAAGGUUUGAUUGCAAUCUUGUGCUAAGAUUAUAAAUAGUAUGGUGGAAUUGGCAAGUAAUAAUAAAGUAUGGGAGGAGAUUUUUACCAAUCAUAUGAAUUUGAUGUGCCAACUCCAUGAGUGACAGACACCUAAACUGCUUAUUAAGAAGGAAAUAUAGUACACAUACUGAUAACAAAGCUACAUUACUUUCUUACAAGUAUUUUUAGGUCAAGAAAACCUGCUUGCCGUUACAGAGACCCUCCACAGAUGUAAAAUGACCUGGACAGCAUUUCUUUUGACAAGAAGCAGCCUGAUAAACAAUACUGUCAAGAUUUUGAGACAAACAGCCUUAGGUCCAGAUGCAAUUCUGAGUUUCUAGAUUCCCCCAUCUUAAUGAUCUUCUUGUCCCUCAACUUCUUGGCUCUUCUCCACUUCUAAAAAUCCUAAUCUCUCUACUUUUUAAGAUGGAAAAACAGAC